AUGCUUGUCCCGUCUUCCAUCGUUGCCAUUGCCGCCUUGGCUGGCAGUGUCUCUGCUGCUGCACCUCGCCAGCGAAGGCAGAAGCUGGACCAGACUCUGUUGACCGAUAUCGACGAGAUUUCCCAAUACUGGGGCCAGAUCUCCACGUACCGUGAUAAUGCCGCCGACUACUUUGGUGUCGAUUUCGUCGGCCUCCCAGACAAAUGUCAAGUCGAGCAGGUCCAUGUCCUCCAUCGCCACGCCCAACGCUUCCCAACCUCAGCCUUCGACGACGGCACGAACGAUGAGCGCUUCGCUCAGAAAGUCGAGAACUUCACAAAGGCCCACCCCAAUGCCUCCUUCACAGGCCCUCUCGCGUUCCUCAACACCUACCAGUAUCAGAUGGGAGAGUCUUACCUGACUGGUAUUGGAGCUGCUACCGAAUUUGCCUCGGGCGUGCAAUUCUGGAACUACUACGGCAGGACUCUCUACAAUGCCACUGUAGGACAGGUCCAGUACAAUGGAUCCUACGUCAAUGGGACUGCUCGUCCCAAGCCGGUGCUUCGAACCACGGGCCAGAGCCGUAUCGAGAACUCGCAAAUCUCGUGGUCGUUGGGAUUCUUCGGUCCUUCGUUCUACGAGACGUCCGAUCCAAAGCUAAGCGCCUUCGCCAAUGGUUCUCUAUUCGAUGUUGUGGUGAUCCCAGAGGGUGGGACUGAGAACAACACCCUUGCCUCGUACGAUUCUUGCUUCGAGGACGUUAUCUCGCCCAUCACAUACUUGGGUGAUAACGACCUCUUCUAUCAAUACGUGCCGCUGUACCUUCAGGAGGCGACCGCCCGUGUUAACAAGUUCGUACCAGCUGGCUUCAAGUUCAACGUCAACGACACCUAUGCUAUGCAAUCUCUUUGCGCCUAUGAGCAUGGGUACAUUGGUCAAAGCGACUUCUGCAACCUCUUCACCGAAGAUGAGUGGGCUGGCUUCGAGAACACGUUGGACAUCGAGUACUACUACGACUACGCCUGGGGCAACCCAACUGGACGUGCUCAAGGUCUUGGAUACCAACAAGAGCUCCUGGCCCGACUCACAAAGCAAUACAUCACCAGCAGCAACAGCAGCGUCAACUACACCAUCACGAACAACCCUGAGGACUUUCCACUGGACAGACCAUUCUAUGCGGACUUCACUCACGACGACAUUAUUAUUUCCCUCUUGACGUCGAUGUCGGUGGACUACUUCAGAGAACACCCCAGCUUGACCCAAUUCCCUCCAGAUCCUGACCGACACUUCAUCUUGUCCCACCUGACGCCUUUCGGUGCUCGUCUUUAUACUGAGGUGAUUGGAUGCGCAGACUCCGAUCCUACUCCUGAACUUGAGCAGAGAACAGAGUACUACCCAACACAGUACGGCUACGAUAAGUCAAACGCCCCGAAUAAGUUCAUCAGAAUGCGCCUGAACAACGGCAUUAUUCCCCUAAACACUAUCCGCGGCGGACAGUGCGAAGGACGAAUCGACGGUCUCUGCCCAAUGGACGACUUCAUCGCCAGCCAAGAGGAGGCCGCAAAACUCGCCAACUACCAAUUCGCCUGCUUCGCAAACUACACCAUCACGGCGCCUGGCAACGGCAACGACUACGACGGGACCGUCACCAACUCGACACCUGGCAUUGUCAUCCACCCCGGCCAAAUCACGGCCGAAUAUCUCGACAGCCUGUCGUAA
This is a messenger RNA of Zasmidium cellare ATCC 36951, 1698 nucleotides long. RefSeq lists its product as uncharacterized. Lineage: Eukaryota; Fungi; Ascomycota; Dothideomycetes; Mycosphaerellales; Mycosphaerellaceae. Gene Ontology annotation, molecular function: acid phosphatase activity. The record is from RefSeq and is a predicted model, not a curated record. The transcript has 7 exons. The coding region runs from base 1 to 1698 and encodes 565 amino acids.